CCUCAAACAUAUAAUUAACUAAUUACAUUCAUUGAUUCAGACUAUGGAAAAUAAGUGUCUACUUUAAUCCCCUCAGCAGGGUGACUAUAGCUGUAGUCUUCCUCCAUUUCUGGUAAUGAAGUAUCUUGCAUUUUACCAGUCUUGGCAGAUGCAACCAAAGAUAUGGUUUCAAUAUACAAACACUGUGACUUCAGAGGAACAUGAAAAGCAUGGUACCACAAAGGAGAGGAGGGUAAAAUAUGAACCAGUACAGCUAAAGAUAUCGGCCUAUUUUAACAUCCCGGAAGCUGGUGCACCUGGGUUUAAAGUGGAGGAUGUCUCUCAUUUAAUGAAGCAGCCCAGAGGAUAUGUAUGGAGAUUAAAGAAAGAACCGCUUGCAAAAGUUGAGAAGAAAAUACUUUCUUCCCAUUUGAGAUCUUCUGUGAGACCAUCAUCCAGUGAUGUACCAAACACAAGUAUGAGCCCAAUAGAUCUGAAAGGCCACACUUCUUCAGAUGCCUCAUCAUUAAUGGCCCUGAAAGCAAAUUUGUGCACUAAGUGUGGCAAAAAAUUUGAAAGCAAAUCAGACCUGAAAACCCAUAAGAAAUCCCACUCAGUACAGCGGUCAUAUUGUUGCUCCGCCUGUGGAAAGCAAUAUGCUAGAAAGCAGGAACUUGAAUUACAUCAGCGGCUACAUAAAAAUGACAAGCUGCUCUGUUGUGGCUAUUGCCAAAAGAAGUUCACAAGGAGGAGAGACCUGAUAUGCCAUGAAAGAAGCCACACAGGAGAGAAGCCUUUCCUCUGUUCUUUGUGUGGGAUAGGUUUUGGUAGGAAGAGCACACUAAAACUGCAUAUACAGCGACACAAGGGGAUCAAACCGUUCCAGUGCAACCAGUGUGGAAUGUCUUUCCAUACAUCUGCAGACUUAAAGAUGCACAAGGCAAGACACACUGGAGAAAAGCCCUUUGCUUGCCAUCAGUGUGAAAUGAGAUUUGUUAUGAAGGCUCAUCUGGACAAUCAUUUGCGCAAACAUGCAGAAGAUGCGCCGUACAGUUGCCCAGUGUGUGGGAAGGCUUUUAAGUGGAAGCAGAGCCUUACCAUCCACCAACUUACUCAUCAGGAAGAACGACCGUUUAAGUGCCCAGACUGUGGCAGUAGCUUCAAGCGAGCCCACCACCUCAAGUCACACCAGAUUAUCCACUCAAGUGACAUGCCAUACAAGUGUAGUCAUUGUGGCAAAGCUUUCAAGCAUCGGAAUUAUCUUAAGAUUCAUGAACGCUUACAUACAGGCGAAAAGCCCUACAGUUGUGAUCAGUGUGAGAAGCAUUUUGUAUCUUCGGGAGACCUGAGUGUCCAUAGACGAGUUCACUCUGGAGAAAGAAACUAUAAGUGCUCAGAGUGUGAGAAGACUUUUCGUUACAUGCCAGCCUUGAAGGUCCACCAGAGAACACACACUAAUGAAAGACCAUACCAUUGCCAUGAGUGUGGUAAAAGCUUUUUUGCCUCUUCUCAUCUCCGAACCCAUGAAGAUAUGCACAAAAAUGAGCGUCACCACCGAUGCACAGCGUGUGGUCAAGGUUUUAACUCCUCCAGCACUCUGAGGUCCCACCAGAUGACCCAUUCGACCAGGACAGAGUUUCAUUGUGAUGACUGCGGCAAGAUUUUCCUCCGUAAAAAUACCUUUAAAUCUCACCAACUGCUCCAUACAGGGGCCAGAGUCUACAACUGCUCAGAGUGCGGAAAGAGCUUUAGCAACUCCAGCAAUUUACGACGACACGUACAGAACCACAAGGUAAAGACAAUGUAUUACUGCAGCGGGUGCGAGAAGAGUUUCAGUAGUACGGCAUACUUGAGGAAGCACCAGUUAGCUGUGCAUGCAGCAGAGAAGCCAUACAUCUGUGCAGAAUAA
Messenger RNA from Tachysurus fulvidraco (yellow catfish), 1888 nucleotides. RefSeq lists its product as uncharacterized. Gene Ontology annotation, biological process: regulation of transcription by RNA polymerase II. Lineage: Eukaryota; Metazoa; Chordata; Actinopteri; Siluriformes; Bagridae. Gene Ontology annotation, molecular function: DNA-binding transcription factor activity, RNA polymerase II-specific; RNA polymerase II cis-regulatory region sequence-specific DNA binding. The coding region runs from base 116 to 1888 and encodes 590 amino acids. The record is from RefSeq and is a predicted model, not a curated record. The transcript has 4 exons.